This is a messenger RNA of Rotaria sp. Silwood2, 822 nucleotides long. Lineage: Eukaryota; Metazoa; Rotifera; Eurotatoria; Philodinida; Philodinidae. The record is from the annotation of a GenBank genome assembly.
AUGUCAUUUAGUUGGUCAACAUCAUCAAGUCCAUCAUUUUCUGGUCUUAAACCAACAACUACAAAUAGUUUUGCUGAUGCACUUAAACGACUUGCUGAACAUGUAGAAGAAAAAAAUAAAAAUAUAGAUGCAAAUAAUAUUGGAAGUUCUAAUCUUGUUCAAUCAUCAACAGAUUUUCCUAAUCGAAUGAUUCCAUUUCAUGUAAAUAAUUCAAUGUCACCUGAACAAACAUUACGAUUAUAUACACAAUAUAUUCAUGAAGCUGAAAGAAGAGAAGAUAUGCGACGACGUUAUCUACGAGUCUAUAGUGGAUCAAAUGGUCCUAACAUAAAUUUACCUAUAUUGAACAGCAUACCAAUACCAGAAAAUACUGAUAAAAAAUUAUCUGAGCAAUCAUCACAACUUUCUAAACCAAAAUUAAAACUAUUCCGUCCUUAUGAUCUCGAUAGUCCCAAUUCAAAUUCUCAUCAAACAUCACCAUCUCCAUCGACUUAUGUUCCGAGCAAUGUAACAGUUCCUGAUGAGUUGCAACCAACAGUAACAUCGUCUGGUAAAGAAAAACAAUUAUUUAAUACAUUAGGUCUCGUUCAACAAUCUACUGAUAUACAAAUAGAAAAAUCAUCGUUUGUUGAAACAGCACCAUUAGAAGAUUCAACGUCCAUUGAAACGGUUUUCAUGCAACAAGAUAAUAUUCCUUUCAAUACGAAAGAUUCUUCAUUAUCAGUUACACUUAAACGUAAAUCAGUUUUUUCAUCAAAUACCCAAAACUCGUCAAAUCGAAAACAAUCGAAAAUCGACAAAAUACAUAAUACAGUGGAAUAA